This is a messenger RNA of Anneissia japonica, 3513 nucleotides long. RefSeq names its product chloride channel protein B-like. Bases 150 to 2606 code for a protein of 818 amino acids. The transcript is spliced from 18 exons. Gene Ontology annotation, cellular component: intracellular membrane-bounded organelle; membrane. Gene Ontology annotation, biological process: chloride transport; transmembrane transport. The record is from RefSeq and is a predicted model, not a curated record. Lineage: Eukaryota; Metazoa; Echinodermata; Crinoidea; Comatulida; Comatulidae. Gene Ontology annotation, molecular function: voltage-gated chloride channel activity.
AGUAAGAGGGGGGAGAGAGAGCAGGUAUUUGCUGAAAAUUGUUAUGUUUUGAUUGAAUAUUUCAAGACUAAAGCAGGCAAACAAGUUGAAAGUGUUGCCCAGGAAAAGUUGGCAAUCAUUAGGCCUUUCUGAAGAACAAAAACUGAAAAAUGUCAAGAAGGAGGAAACUGGUGGUAAACUCCACAUUUGAUGAUGACCACAAAGAGCUGCAUCCGUCAGAUGAUAACAGUCGCUUUUUUGCAAAGGGUAGAGACUUUGAAAGUCGCUACGUAAACCACAAGUACACAAAACAGGAACGUGAACUAUUAGCAACAUACGAAAGCUUAGAUUACCUUCCGCCUCACAGCCAUGCUUACAAGAGUUGGCUUCGAAAACAGCCGGCGAGGUUGGAGUGGGAUCGUUGGCUAAUGAUGGCAUUCAUUGGAUUUUCUACAGGUUUCAUAGGCUUUCUGUUACAUCAAGCUAUUGAUCUUAUAUCAGAUUAUAAAUGGGAAAAAACAGAAGAAUAUCUGAAGGAAAGCUACAUCAAGUCUUGGGGCUGGUUGUAUGGCAUCAGUCUUGCAUUGGUACUCAUUGGUAGUAGUAUUGUUGUGUUCCUGAGACCAUCUGCUGCUGGGUCUGGAAUGCCGGAAUUAAUCGGUUUUCUGAAUGGUACGCUGGUACGAAACAUCUUCAAUAUUAAGACAUUGAUAGUGAAGUUUUUCUCCUGCUUGUGUGCUGUUAGCAGUGGAUUACCUGUUGGCCCAGAAGGACCCAUGAUUCACAUGGGAUCUUUGAUUGGAUCAGGAUUGAGUCAGUUUAAGUCAAGAACAUUAGGUUGCACUCUGCCAUUCUUUGAACGAUUCCGCAAUCCUGAAGACAGACGCAACUUUAUUUCGGCGGGAUCAGCAGCAGGUGUGGCAUCUGCAUUUGGCGCACCUGUCGGGGGUCUGCUGUUUGCGAUGGAGGAGGUGUCGUCUUUCUGGAGUAUGAAACUCUCUUGGCAAAUUUUCUUCUGUUGUAUGAUAUCAACAUUUACCACAGAUUUGUUCAACUCAGCAUUCCAAGCCUUUCGUUACCAGGGACAAUUCGGUUUAUUCACAUCAGAAAAAUACAUUCUUUUCCAGGUUCGCGAAGGCUUAGAUGUAAACAUUCUUAUGUUCUUCCCGACUGUUAUUAUCGGUGUAAUUGGUGGCGUUCUUGGAGGCCUGUUUGUAUUUUGUAAUCUUAAGAUGGCAAGAUUUCGGAGAGCCAAGUUAGCAAAAAUAGGGGAUCCACUGAAGAAGAAGUUUGUUAGGCUUCUCGAACCCUGUAUCAUUAUUACAAUAGUAGCAACAGCCAGUGUGUUUUUACCAGCUGCAUUUGAUUGUAGUCCUCUAACAUGUUACUAUGAAAAAGAGAAUGCAAAACCUUCGAAAGAAUUUAGUCUUAAAUGUUUGGACUCUGCCGCAGGGUUUACCGAAAGCAGUGUCAGCCACUACACAUGUCCUGAAGGAACUGUCAUAAGAGAAGGCGAGAACAUUACAUUCUCAAAUGAUACAUUCAAUCAGGUUGCCACCUUAUUGUUUGUGACUGGUGAAGAGGCUAUCCACCAUCUCUUCUCUCGGGAAACACACUGGGAGUUCACCUUUGGCCCUCUGUUUACGGUACUUAUAUUUUAUUUCAUCAUGGCUUGUUGGAGCUGUGGACCAUCCAUUUCCAGUGGAUUAGUUGUACCUAUGCUAUACAUUGGCGCCCUCUAUGGUCGGAUAAUAGGUUUAGUGAUGGUAACAUUGUUUGGUGUGCAUUCGACAGCUGAUUCCUAUUGGGCGUGGAUGGAUCCAGGAGCGUUCGCCCUCAUUGGUGCUGCAUCAUUUUUUGGGGGCGUAUCUCGCCUGACAAUGUCUCUUACAGUCAUCAUGAUGGAGAUCACUAAUGACAUUCAGUUUCUGCUUCCAAUCAUGGUUGCUAUUAUGGUCGCUAAGUGGGUUGGAGAUGCGUUUACCCAUCCCAUCUACCACGCCCUUCUUGAAGUCAAAUGUAUUCCGUUUCUUGAUUCAGAACCUGUAAUAUUUCAUGAUGCAUAUUUAAAAGUGAGUGUGGAAAACGAACUGUGUAUUUUACUCUCUCACGAAUCACUGUUUGAGCGAACAGACGCAGCACAAGAUGAUCAAAUAGAAAUUCCUAAGUUAGAUUACCAACAGGUUGCUGUAGAGAAUUUAGAAAACGCAGAACUUUUGGAGGAGCGUUUGCAUCAGUAUUGUGAAGAGGAUCUUUUUCAAAAUCUAACUAUUGACCUGAAACCAUACAUAAAUAUGUCCGCACCAUGCAUUCCCAACUCAUUUUCGCUCCACCGGACAUAUAUAAUAUUCCGUACACUCGGUCUUCGUCAUCUCACCGUGGUAGAUAAUCAGAACUGCGUAGUGGGAAUGAUUUCACGCAAAGACCUGAUGGGAUACAAGAUAGAAGAGAAGAUCGCUCCUGUACUAGAACGAUCACAACGAGUGGCAAUAAAUCCGGUUGAAAUGGUUGAUAACCCAAGCAGUGCUUUUUGUUCUUGUGGAUUUUUGUGCUCAUCCUGUGUUAAAUGCUGUGUGAGUACUUUUGUGCAUCUCAAUGUCUGGUGCCACAUAUCUUUGCAGAUGUGAAUUAUCUAUUUUUAUAUCUCAUCAUCUAUUUAACUUCAUCUUUCCACCUGUACAAACAUGGUUUGUGAAUUCCCUAGUCUGAUGAAUAGACCUCUCAAUCUUCAACAUGUCUGUCUAUUUCUCUAUCUAUACAUCUAUCUCUCGUUUAUCCAACUUCAUAUAAUAAAAAUUAUAAAACACCGUCUACCACUCUAUGUACCUGUCAACAGUUUCUGUCUACCUGUCGACAGUAUCUGUUUACCUGUCGGCAGUAACUGUCUACCUGUUUAUCUUUAUAAAGUCUCUCUCAUCAUCUAUAAUUUCUUGUAUCUGUUGGUUUACUAAUAUACUUGUCAUUGUUAGUGUGUGUUAUCUUAAGUAAGCAUAGUCAUUUAGUUCACAAACAUAUUAUUGUUGAUAGUUUUACAUUAUAUUUAGUUGAUAGGUUACUCACUUGUUAUUCAUAUAAAUAUAAAAUACUAUAAUAAUUUUUUUUACUAACAAGUAAAUCUAUGGUAUCAUAUUUUACCCAUUUUUACUUUAUAAAUAGAUAGACAUAUACUGUAUUACUGAGGAAAUUAAUAUAUAAAAUAAUAAUUAAAUACUUAAUACUGUAAAAAUAAGGACAUUUAUUGAUAAUGAUUUUACUUAUCAUAAUAAUAAUCAUAUUAAUGAUAAUAAUAAUCAUAAUUUUGAGCAUUGUUUAAAGAAUAAUGCAUAUUUAAAACAAUAAAUAAAUUGACAUAAAAACCAAUCAUAAUUGAUCUUAAUUCAUUGAAGCUUUUGUCAUUUGAAUAUGACGACAUCACAAUAUUGUCAAAUCAAAAGAUAGUCAGUGUGCCCCAUCAUCAUGUGCGCCUUCAUCAUCUUGUAUAUCUUGUGCACUUGUCCCAAGUCGGUUUCCUGUUAAUUAUUUUGGCGUCGUCCG